GGGGAUCUUCACUGAAGGCGUGUGCUGCGUCAUCGCCGGCCUGCUGGGGACAGGAAACGGCUCCACCUCCUCCAGCCCAAAUAUAGGCGUGCUGGGAAUCACCAAGGUGGGCAGCCGGCGGGUGGUGCAGUACGGAGCCUUCAUCAUGCUGCUGCUGGGCUCCGUGGGGAAGUUCACCGCUCUGUUCGCUUCGCUGCCGGACCCCAUCCUGGGGGGCAUGUUCUGCACCCUGUUCGGUAUGAUCACAGCUGUCGGGCUCUCUAACCUGCAGCUGGUGGAUUUGAAUUCGUCCAGAAAUCUUUUUGUUCUCGGGUUCUCGAUGUUCUUCGGUCUGACUCUGCCAGCGUACCUGCACACACACCCCUCCUCCAUCCACACAGGGGUUGCAGAGCUGGAUCAGAUCCUGACGGUUCUCUUAUCCACAGAGAUGUUCGUCGGAGGUUUUCUGGCUUUUUGUCUCGACAACACAAUACCAGGGUCCCGGGAGGAGCGAGGCUUGGUUCAGGGCCGAUGCUCUUCCUCCUCCUCCUCCUCCUCCUCCUAUGACCUUCCUCUGAUGAUGGACGCCAUCAGAAGGUCCCGCCUCCUCCGCUGGCUUCCCAUCAGCCCGUCCUUCAGGGGGUUCAGAGCCGCCAGCUUCAACCAAUCAGAAGGGGAGGAGGGGCAGGAACGGGGAAAGAGGGAGGGGGGGGGAGAGAGGGGAGAUGAACCCUCCUGGUCCUGAGCAGGAGUCCAACCUUUGAGGCUCUGUUACAUGAAGGCUCAGAUUAACCCUGUUUACUGUUGAAAUGUUUUACUGUUGAAAUGUUUUACUGUUGAAAUGUUUUACUGUUGAAAUAUUUUAACCUGUUAAACCCUGAGCCUGUUUUUCAGGUCUCAGGCUCGAAAAUGACAUUCCCUGAACA
Messenger RNA from Gymnodraco acuticeps, 905 nucleotides. RefSeq names its product solute carrier family 23 member 1 (gene slc23a1). The record is from RefSeq and is a predicted model, not a curated record. Gene Ontology annotation, molecular function: transmembrane transporter activity. NCBI's taxonomy places the organism in Eukaryota, Metazoa, Chordata, Actinopteri, Perciformes, Bathydraconidae. Gene Ontology annotation, cellular component: membrane. Gene Ontology annotation, biological process: transmembrane transport.